UUUUUGUCGCGUCGUGAUAUAGAGUUUACGACACGUAGCGUACGCCACUUCACGAGCUACCACAUGUUAUACUUUGUACCCAAACACAACCUUCAAAACAAUUCUAACGUACCAUUUCCGUGCCCGUAGACUGGAAAAAUGGUGUUCGGCCUUCUGGCUCUCGUGGGGACGGUGCCCAUGACCGCGACAUCCGUUCUGACCCUGCAAAGCCAAACAGAAAACGCAAAGAAAGAGGCUGAGGAGGACGAGGAUGACUGGAAAGGCGAGAAAUGCCAUAUGCGAUGUAGAGCGACUAUGAGAACGCCCGAGGAUCGCAAAGAGUUGUUCAAGGAUAGUCGAAUCGUACUAUGCGGCGGCAGGCUAUACGUCCAGCUAUCGACAUACGAAGGACCAUCGCAUCACCCUUUCACCGGCUAUUACCUUCCCUUCCCCAAGAAAGACUACGAAGGCAUCGUAUCUACAAUCUCAGAUAACCCGCCACAACUCAAUUGGGUCUAUCUGGAUACCGAUUCCGACAUCUUCCAGUUCAGCCAUGGACUACGCGUGGACGCAGAAGAGGGGCAGGCUGGGCCUUUCGACGCUCGCGUCUGCUCAAACGGGGAGAAGCGCUAUACCUUUGAGAACUGGGAGGGCUUCAUCGCUGUUGAGAGUGAGGGCGAGCCGGGUCUAUGGAGACUCUGCUUCGACAAAUACAAUGAUGGACUGAAGGGCAAGAUCCGCGAAGGCCGUAGAACUGUCGAGGUGGAGCUGAUACGGGAAGAUAUGGAGGACUGAUGGCUGAUUGCGGUGUUAGCGACUGUCCACCCAAUAUCCCAGUUCGCAGCAAACAACGUCUCAGAUUGCAUUCUUUCAUUUGGCGCGUUCGCAGCGACCUCUUGGAAUACAAACGAAGACGCAAGCAGUAUAGUAGACUCUGCCACGCAGUAGGAGGCGGUGUU
This is a messenger RNA of Alternaria rosae, 938 nucleotides long. RefSeq lists its product as uncharacterized. The transcript has a single exon. The coding region runs from base 139 to 774 and encodes 211 amino acids. Lineage: Eukaryota; Fungi; Ascomycota; Dothideomycetes; Pleosporales; Pleosporaceae. The record is from RefSeq and is a predicted model, not a curated record.